GACGUGUCACCGCAAUCCGCCCACGAGAACACGCCCCGCGUGACGUCACGGCUCUGUUGCCACAGCAGCCCGUGGACCGCAGAGGAUCGUUGCCGUGACAACGCGGCCUAGUCCGGCGGGCCCCGCCUAUCUCUUUCCUCCGUCACUUUUCCACCUCCCCGCGUCAAUUGGAGACCUAAAAGCUGUCGAUUCGGACGCAGCUUUGCCCGCGCGCGUCUCUCGCUGCGACGGGGAGAGCCGGAAAAAAAAGAGGUGAAAUGUCUUCGACGGCAGAGGUACGGCAGGCGGGCAGGCUGGCCAGGCAAGGCGUAGGCUUCACCACAUCGAGUGGAGACAGGGGAGAGAGACAUGGACUGCAGCCGUCGGACGCCACGACCCAGCGGAGAGACCUAGCGGACAACGGUCUGCCAGGACUGCUGAAGCGGCUGGCGAGGAGCUGGGGGGAUCGGGGCGCCUUGGGGAACCUUGGGGGGGGGGCCCAGUUGUGCAGGGACAGUGAGGACCCCCCCCAGGAUCUCACGGAGACGCGGAGCAUCUCAGCAGAGAUCCUGCACAGCGUGAGAGAGCAAGAUGUGAAAUCAACGUGGAGAAGUCUCCAUCAAGAUGUGGAGUUGAGUCCUGAGAGACACGGGAGGGACGUGGAUCUGUCUGGUGUAGAAGUUUUGCUCCACACACUGGAGGCGUGCCCAGAUGAUGAGACUUGUCUUAACCUCCUCGUGGUUCUGGCCGAUCUCCUGCGAGGAGGCAGUGUGUGCCGUGUCUCCGCGCUGGUCUCGCUGGGAGCGUCCCAGUGUCUCCUGUCUCUCCUGGCUCGCGUCUCCGCUCCCUGUGGCUCCGACUCCGCUCCGCACAGAGAGAGACUUCUCUCUCUCGUCCUCACCUCCCUCGCCAGCCUUGGCAUUCGCGACAAGAAGUUCGCUGGGAGAGCACGAGCAUCUGGAACGCUCACCACCACGCUCACUAUCGCCAGACGCAGCUUCACCAGCCCCUCACUCACUAGCCCCUCACUCACCAGCCCCUCACUCACCAGUCCCACACUCGACAAUCACUCUCUCACCAAUCACUCCCUCACCAAUCACUCCCUCACCAAUCACUCCCUCACCAAUCAUUCACUCACCAGUCCCACACUCACGGAUUCUUCGCUCACCAAUCCCACACUCACUAGCCCCUCGCUCUCCAAUCACUCCCUCGCCAAUCACUCCCUCACCAAUCACUCACUCACCAGUCCCACUCUUACGGAUUCCUCACUCACCAAUCCCACACUCGCCAAUCACUCCCUCACCAAUCCCACACUCACCAAUCCCACACUCACCAAUCCCUCAUACUCCAGUCCCUCACUCCUGCUGGGGUCUCUACAGCUGAUGAGAGUUCUGGCCAAUAACACUACCAAUGCGUGUUUGCUGGGAAAAGCCGGAGCCUUGGAUCUGGUGAUGAAAAUCACAGCCAGCAGCACCAUACAGAGACCCACGGGCAUUACCAAAGCUGCAUUGGAUACCCUGGUGGGACUGCUUAAAGCAAAGACGAACGCCCGGCGCGCUGCCGAGCGGGGCCACCUGCGCACUCUGCUGCGCGUGUACCUAGCCUGGCACGGACGCGACGCGCGCCACCGCUACGCGUGGCUGCGGCGCGCCCUGCUGGCGGCGCUGGGGCGCGGGGCACGGACGCGGGCGGGGAGGGGCGCGCUGGUACACGCGGGGGCACUGGCGGCGCUCUACCACACCACACAGGCGGUGGUGCAGCAGCGCCCCACCUCAUGCUGCUCGGCGCUGGCUGCCCAGGCCUGCCUGGUGAUGCGCAGGGCCCAGCCGCAUCUCCGCCUGCCCCUCACCUCGCUCCACUGCCCCCUCGACUACCCCCUGCCCCCGCUGGGGUCCCCACAGGGGUCCACGGAACCCCCGUGGGGGUCCGCACAGCAGCAGCAGCAGCGGGACGGGCUGUCUACGUAG
This is a messenger RNA of Petromyzon marinus (sea lamprey), 1946 nucleotides long. The record is from RefSeq and is a predicted model, not a curated record. Lineage: Eukaryota; Metazoa; Chordata; Hyperoartia; Petromyzontiformes; Petromyzontidae.